AUGAUCGGCGUCACGGACGAAAACGUCCGCGAGAUGGUGUCUCCCAUGUUCGUCUACGCCCUGCUGGAGUUUAUAUCGUUCGUGAUCCUCGUGAUGAUCACGAAGAGGAACUGCGGGAUUCAAGUCGUGUACCAGCUAGCGUUCGUAUUGGAAACGCAGAUGGCCCCCAUUCUGACCAAACUCGUGCUCUGGAUGCUCGUUACGCUCACGUAUCGCAUCGACCAUUUCGUCAUUCCGGAAAAGCCCCUCAUCAAGCCAAGUUGCUCAAGAAUGGUGUCGCUCCUGAGUGUUUUCUCGCUGUUGCUGCUGUACGGAGGUCGGUCGGCCUCGCCCUUAUCGAUCGACGCCAGUCCGGACGUCGUCGCUGCUGCGAGACCCGACGUUGAAGUGGAAUUCGACCUAGACCCCGACUCCAAAGCGGAAUGGGGAGGCUACGCCGCCUCUCGCUCGGAUCGGCCGGUGCUCGAAGGUCGCACAGCGUUCCCUGAUGGGAGCCCAGUGGGGAUCAACAUUCGACCGAUCGGGGGUGCAGCCAAGGUAGAAUCCCCUACUUCAUCCGUGUUGAAAGCCGAAGGAUUCAACUUCGGACGUGGCAUGGCCUACACUGUGACGGAGGACGUGGAGCAAGGCGCCGAGCUGUUGUCACUGCCAAUGAGCAAGGUGAUGAGUGUGGCGUCGGCGGCUAGAGGUAGAGUGGGGCUACUGCUGGAGGUGAACCCGGAUCUACCGCCGGCCAUCGCGUUGGGGCUGCACCUACUGGAAGAACAGGCGCUUGGAGCGAAGUCCAACUUCUCCGAGUUCGUAUCGUCGUUGCCUGGCGUUGAAGCCAUCAACAGCACGCUGUUCUACUCCGAAAACCAGCUCAAGGAGAUGGAGGGGUCUCAGCUGCUGCGCUACACUUUGGGGAGGGCUCAAGCGGUCGAAGCGUUCUACGACGCUCUACUGCAGCCCGUCACGUCGCCGGAGGCUGUCGACCCGCCGAUCUUCAAGGAGCAAGACUUCACUCUCGAUAAAUUCCGCUGGGCGAUGGGCGUCGUCUGGGCGAGCGCGUUCCCAGUGGGAGAAGACGAGGCGGACGUGGUGCUGGCGCCUGUGCUGGACACGAUCGGGAUCUGCACGGACGUCGCCGACGAAGGCGACGAGGCGUGUCCUCCCAAUCAAAUCGAGGUGGACCAGAGCUCGCAGCGCUUGGUCGUGCAUGCGUCGUCACCUCUUGAAAAGGGACGAGAAGUUCGGCUCAGUAUGCCGGGGAAAUCCUCGGCGCAGUUCAUGCUGAACAACGGAUUCGCGCGCGAUCGAGCGUCAAAGAAGCUAGACAAGCUGGAUCUGACGGUGACGCUAGAUCCUAGUGACGCACUAGCGUCGGUGAAGAGCUACUUGCUGCACACGCAGCUGAACGAGAGUGUUAACGCGAGCUACGCCUUGUUCCACGGUAGCUCCAAGAUUGACGACGAGAUCUCCAAGUCGCUCAAGAUGAAGCUGCUGUCUGGAGCGGAGCUGUCGCGCUUUAAGGAGCUGCUGGACCCGAAGGAGGAGGCAGAGAAGCGAAACAUUUUGAGCCUCCGGAACGAGUUCGUCUUCACGCGCGCCAUAAUGUCAACGUGCACGACGCUGCUGCAGCAAUACCCGACUUCAGUGGAGCAAGACCAAGAAGAACUUGAAAAGCUGGCGGACGAAGACACGCUGGAAAGCGCGCGCAAGGCCCACGUGCUGCGCGUACUUCUGAUGGAGAAGCAGAUCCUAAAGCAGACGAUGGACAUCGCACUCGAAGAUUGGAAGGGGCUGGUCUUCUCCUCGCAUCCCAACCUCCAAGAAGUCUAG
Phytophthora sojae is the source of this 1821-nucleotide messenger RNA. Its product is annotated as putative ribulose-1,5 bisphosphate carboxylase/oxygenase small subunit N-methyltransferase I. The transcript is spliced from 2 exons. NCBI's taxonomy places the organism in Eukaryota, Oomycota, Peronosporomycetes, Peronosporales, Peronosporaceae. Gene Ontology annotation, molecular function: protein-lysine N-methyltransferase activity. Gene Ontology annotation, biological process: peptidyl-lysine monomethylation. Bases 1 to 1821 code for a protein of 606 amino acids. The record is from RefSeq and is a predicted model, not a curated record.